AUGAAUAUCAGGCUGGAACUAUCGAGAUUUCUGAAACUAUGUUUUGUGCUUUCGUCGGCUUUCAUGUUUUGGAAAGGACUGUCAAUAGUUACAAACUCGCACUCGCCCAUAGUGGUGGUACUAUCGGGUUCAAUGGAGCCAGCAUUCCAAAGAGGUGAUGUGCUUUUCCUGUGGAAUAGAAACGAAAUGAGCAAAAUCGGUGAUAUUGUCAUUUAUGAGGUGGAGGGGAAGUCAAUUCCCAUCGUUCACAGAGUCCUUAGAGAGCACCACAGCGAGAACAAGAAGAAGCAGUUGCUAUUGACCAAAGGUGACAACAAUGCUGGUAACGAUAUCCCGUUGUAUGCUAACAGGAAGCUGUACAUACAGAAGGAAAAAGAUAUUGUGGGGACUGUGAAAGGAUAUGUUCCACAGCUGGGAUACAUAACAAUCUGGAUCUCCGAAAAUAAAUAUGCCAAGUUUGCAAUGAUAGGAUUCUUGGGACUAAGUGCUUUGUUGGGUAAUGAUUGA
Molecule: messenger RNA, 507 nt
Organism: Torulaspora globosa
Lineage: Eukaryota; Fungi; Ascomycota; Saccharomycetes; Saccharomycetales; Saccharomycetaceae
Gene: SEC11
Product: signal peptidase complex catalytic subunit SEC11
Exons: 1
Coding region: 1-507 (168 amino acids)
Cellular component (GO): membrane; signal peptidase complex
Molecular function (GO): serine-type endopeptidase activity
Source: RefSeq, a predicted model, not a curated record